AUGAAGAUCUGGGCCGUAUCACUUCAGUAUCUCCCGUACGUCGACUGGAAGAUGGAGAACGGCGAGCUUCGCAUGCUGGGAUUCAUAGGGAAGAUAACCCACGCCGCCAUCGACUCGCUCAAACUCAAUUGCACCUUUGCGAAGCCCAAGUACGGUUCGUUCGGCGGCGAGUCGGUCAACAAUACGUGGCCUGGCAUCGUGGGAAUGCUCGUGAAAAACGAGGCGGACAUAGCUCCCGGUCCGCUGGUGAUAACAGGCCAGAGAGUUUCUGUGGCCAAUCCGACGGUACCCUAUUCCUACGAGGAGAUGUCCAUCCUCGGAGGAAGGCCGAAGCAAUUCAGCAACAAUCUUUUCAGCCUACUCCUCACGUUUACACCAGCGGUAUGGACUAUGAUCAUUAUCAGCUUAAUAACCUGCGGCCUGGUUCACUACCUGAUCAACAAGGUCCUUCAGCGAAGUCCUGAGGAGCAUCGUGGUCCGGGCCAGUUCAUCUGGCGCUUCACGUGCAGCGUACUCUCUGAAGCCGUCCCCGUUUGGUCCAAACCGGCCCCUUUGAGUCAGAGACUGGUCACCUGCUUCUGGCUCCUCGGCGUCAUCUUGGUGACCACCUUCUUCACAGCCUUCAUGAAGGCGAGCCUUCUGGUCAAGCAAGACGUAGAGCGACUCUGGGACAUCGAAGACCUCGCCAGAGAGGAAAAGAUGCGACCGGUGUUGCUAAGGGGAUCGGGGUUCUACCAAGCCAUUAAGUACACCAAGGUGGACGCCUUCCAGAAGGUGUACAGCCGGGUGGUGGAGCAACGUGGCGCCCUUCCGGCCUCAGAGCUGUUCAGUCUGGCCACGCUUCGCGACAUCCAGGAGGAAAAGGCAGCCAUGCUCUUCACCAAGGUGGCCGUGAACGAACGCCUGCACAGGCACUGCCCGUACCUAACCGGCGAGUUCUACUACGCGCGGCAGCCCGUCACCCAGGUUCCCAUGGCCAUGUUCACCAGGAAGGGGGUGCCUCGCCUCCUCCACAACCUGCUGGAUCGAAAAUUGAGGGAGAUGCGGCAAGGAGGCCUCCUGGACAAGUGGCUGGACGAGAUCUCGGCUCCGGGCUGCGAGGCCUUCGACCCUCCAGCCUCUUCCUCUGGAGAAGAGGAAGUUUCUGGCGUCACCCAUUUCCUGGCCACUUUCCUCAUUCUGGGACUGGGGCUCAGCUGCGCUCUCCUGACCCUGGCACUGGAAAUCCUCGUCGCCAAGAGUCGAAGCCGGCUGAAGGACGCCCAUUAA
Molecule: messenger RNA, 1269 nt
Organism: Ixodes scapularis (black-legged tick)
Lineage: Eukaryota; Metazoa; Arthropoda; Arachnida; Ixodida; Ixodidae
Product: probable glutamate receptor
Exons: 7
Coding region: 1-1269 (422 amino acids)
Cellular component (GO): membrane
Molecular function (GO): glutamate-gated receptor activity
Source: RefSeq, a predicted model, not a curated record